Messenger RNA from Bursaphelenchus okinawaensis, 1907 nucleotides. The record is from the annotation of a GenBank genome assembly. Lineage: Eukaryota; Metazoa; Nematoda; Chromadorea; Rhabditida; Aphelenchoididae.
AUGUUGGCCACAGCCGAUGAUAUCCAAAUAAACUUCUCUUCAGAAUCUACAGUAAGUUUUUUUGUUGUUUUAGGUUUGUAAAAUUUAAAAAAGGGCUAGUAAAAGGCAUGCUUGGCUUUAUAUAAAGGCUUUAAAAAGUCUUGUUGUCAUUUUACAUCGGCUUUCAAGUAAAAAAACGACAAGGUUUUGUAUGGCUUUUCUAUUGUCAUAGUUUGAGUGAUGUAGGUAUAGCCUCAUUAUACAGUUGAAAAACUGAAAUAUCUGAUUUUACUAACCAAAACUCCUAAUUAGUACGACGCCGAAAUGUCAUUUGUCCAACUCCGUGGCCUACUGGCUCAAUGUGCUCGGAAGUUCAAGGACGAACCGACCCUGUUGAGAGUGAACUAUCCAGUCAUGAUUGUGGGUGAUCUUCAUGGUCAAUACAAGGAUUUGUUGCGGAUUCUAGGCUUGUCCAGUUCGAAAACUGUGGAUGUUGCUAAGGAUAUCAAGAGGUACAUAUUCUUGGGUGAUUAUGUUGAUCGUGGACCUGAUGCCAUACCGUGCUUGAUCACGUUGAUGCAGUUGAAGGUGAAACAUCCGAAAAGUGUAAGAUGUUUUUGUGGUUUUUAGGUAUUAGAAGGUCGAUUUUUUGAAGUUUAGGUGACAGAACAUUGAUUUUUUGGUGUUUUGGCUACUAUAACAUCGAUUUUUUCGUACUUUAAGUACGAUUUCAUCGAUUUGUUGAUUUGUUCACCUACAAUAACAUUGAUUUUUUGAUGAUUCUCCUAGUAAAAUGAAGAGUACUUUCAAUCACAUCAUUGUAAACUAUUUUUACUUUUCAAAAUUUCAUAUUACAGUACAACCUCCUUCGCGGAAAUCACGAAACCGAGACAAUCAACGAGAAGUAUGGCUUUAAAUCCGAAAUCAACCGUCGUUAUACAAAGAAUUUUGAACAAAAAAUCUUGUUCCGUGAAUUCAAUGACAUGUUUGCAUGGAUUCCGAUUGCCGCCCUGAUCAGUAAUCGCAUAUUGUGCAUGCAUGGAGGUAUAUCACCGCGGUUGAAUAGUCUGGCUGAUAUUGAAAGGGUAAGGCAGGAUGGAUAAAAAGACAUUGCCAUUUUUAGAUUGAGCGACCAUUACUGAACGUAUUUUCUGUCCCAUUGGCUGGCAACUUGAUGUGGUCUGAUCCAGCUCACAUCGAGACAAAUUAUUCCUUCAAUACGGUGCGCGGAGUCAGCUGUUUCUUUAGCGAAAAAGCGGUUAUUGACACUUGUAAUCGACUGAAUUUGGACUUUAUCGUGCGUGGACAUCAGGUAUAUUCAAUUUUGAACGGUUGUUAUUUAAAGAUAAGUUACUGUAAAGCCAUUUUAGGCACUGUAAAAUGAAGUUUUUACAUCUUUGUUGCGUUUUAUAGGUAAUGAACAAUGGUUACUGGUUUUUCGCUGGCACAAAAAUGAUUACUGUCUUUUCGGCUCCACGUUAUUCUGCGGUAAGGUUUUACAUAACCUACUUCUACCCCACCCCUCCCUACUUCUACUCCUGCCUCUACCUCUACUUCUAUUCCUACCCUAAGGCCCUAACAUACCGACUGACAUGUUUCAGGACAGCAAAGGCGCAGUGAUGGUGAUAAACAAGAACAAAGAGUUUGGCUUUGUAUUCCUAGCACCAACCGAGAAGUUGAGCACCGAAAAAGCGUUCAAAGACAAGUUCGACUACCUAGACCGGCUACAAUAUGGUGAAGAUUUGAAUUUUUGCAAAAAUGCUGACAAAUCUGUGGAUACUCAAGGCGAAUUCUCAAGGUCAAUGUCGUCAAGAGUGGAUGGAGAUGAUAGUAGGAAUGAUGGGACGGACAACAAACGGUCGAAAAAGAAUGGACCAAUCAAGGAGACGAAUAAAAGAGGUAACAGCAAAAGGAAGAGUAGAAGAUGA